Messenger RNA from Engraulis encrasicolus (European anchovy), 5769 nucleotides. Its product is annotated as rapamycin-insensitive companion of mTOR-like. The transcript has 40 exons. Lineage: Eukaryota; Metazoa; Chordata; Actinopteri; Clupeiformes; Engraulidae. Gene Ontology annotation, cellular component: TORC2 complex. Bases 8 to 5602 code for a protein of 1864 amino acids. Gene Ontology annotation, biological process: positive regulation of phosphatidylinositol 3-kinase/protein kinase B signal transduction; TORC2 signaling. Gene Ontology annotation, molecular function: protein serine/threonine kinase activator activity. The record is from RefSeq and is a predicted model, not a curated record.
UGGAAAGAUGGCGGUCAGCAUCCGAGGCCGUCCUAUCCGGAGUAUACGGAUGCGAGGACGGAAUGACAGCGGAGAGGAGAACGUACCGCUCGAUCUCACCAGAGAUCCGGCCGACAACCUGCGCGAGAUUCUGCAGAAUGUGGCGAAGCAGCAGGGUGUCUCCAACAUGCGCAAACUGGGCCACCUCAACAACUUCAUCAAGCUCCUCUGCAAUGUAGGCCACUGUGAAGACAAGUUUGGCUUCACUUAUGAAGAAAUUAUCAUCUGCUUGCGGCUGGCCCUGCUGAACGAGGCCAAGGAGGUGCGAGCUGCCGGCCUGCGCGCCCUCCGCUACCUCAUCCGAGACGCCGCCAUCCUGCAGAAGGUGCUGCAGCUACAGGUGGACUACCUGGUGUCCAGGUGCAUAGACAUCCAGCAGAGCAAUGAGGUGGAGCGGACGCAAGCACUGCGGCUGGUUCGUAAGAUGAUUGCUGUGAACGCUCUCGCCUUUCCGAGCUCCGUCACUAACUCGCUCAUCGCCGUGGGCAAUGAUGGGCUGCAGGAGAAGGAUCGCAUGGUGCGGGCAUGCAUAGCCAUCGUCUGCGAGCUGGCAUUGAAGAACCCGGAGGUGGUGGCGCAGCGCGGAGGCCUGAGCACCAUCCUGAAGAGCGUCAUCGACUGCCAGCUGAGCCGCAUCAACGAGGCCCUCAUCACCACCAUCCUCCACCUGCUCAACCACCCCAACACGCGCCAGUUCGUACGGCCCGACGUCGAACUAGAACAAAUCCUCGCUCCAUACACAGACUUCCACUACAGACACAACCCUGACACAUCGGAGAGCCAGCUCAAAGAGGAUCGAGAAGCUCGCUUCCUGGCCAGCAAGAUGUCUAUCGUGGCCUCAUUUCGCUCCUGGUCUGGCAUCAUUAACCUCUGCAAGUCAGGCAACUCGGGAAUCCAAUCUCUGAUUGGCCUACUCUGUAUACCAAAUAAGGAAGUGAGGAGAGGACUGUUGGAGGUCAUGUACGAUAUUUUCCGACUCCCCAUUCCAGUCGUCACACAGGACUUUAUUGAAGCACUGCUCAGUGUGGACCCCAGCAGGUUCCAAGACAGCUGGAGACUGUCUGAUGGCUUUGUGGUGUCCGAGGCCAAAGUUAUUCUCCCUCAUCGAGCACGGUCAAGACCGGACUUGAUGGACAACUACCUUGCUUUGGUACUAUCUGCUUUCAUUAGAGGCGGACUUCUAGAGGGUCUGAUUGAGGUGAUCACUAGCAGUGAUGACAGCAUCUCCGUACGAGCUACCAUUCUCCUGGGAGAACUCUUGCACAUGGCCAACACUAUUCUCCCGCACUCCCACAGCCACCACCUGCACUGUCUACCCAACCUCAUAAACAUGGCGGCCUCCUUCGACAUCUCCCAGGAGAAGAGACUACGAGCGAGUGCUGCGGUGAACUACCUGAAGCGUUUCCAUGACAAGAAGAAGCGCGGGCCCAAGGCCAGCAGCCUGUACCUGGACCACAUCAUCCGCAAGGCAGUGGCCACUAACUACAGCAGGGAGCAGCAGCAACGACCACAUAGAGACAUAUUCAGCAUCAAGGACUUUGAGGAGGCCCUGAUGGCCAACCUGAGAGACAGCCACAUCUUGAUGCACAAGCAGAACCUGGACUGGAACUGGGUCCUCAUCAGCACCAUCCUCAAGUGGCCAAACGUCAACCUGCGCACCAACAAAGACGAGCCCAUGCACAAGUUUGUGCGUCGGCUGCUGUUCUUCUACAAGCCCAGCAGUAAGCUGUACGGGAGCCUGGAGCUGGAGCACAGACAGGCCAAGCAGCUGACGGCCGUGGGCUGCCAGUUCAUCGAGUUCCUGCUGGAGUCAGACGAGGAUGGGCAGGCCUACCUGGAGGAGCUGGUGAGGGACAUCGUGGUGUGGCUGACGUCGUCGUCGUCGUCGUCGGGCCCGAAGCCGGAGCGCAGCCUGCAGAGCAACGGGCUCCUCAGCACCCUCAGCCAGCACUACUUCCUGUUCCUGGGCACGCUCUCCGCCCACCCCACCGGCGUCAAGAUGCUGGAGAAGUGCGGCGUCUUCCAGUGUCUGCUGAACAUGUGCUCCCUGAAGAACCAGGAGCACCUGCUGAAGCUGACCGUGUCAACGCUGGACUAUGGCCGCGACGGCCUCGCUCGCGUCAUCCUCUCCAAGAUCCUGACCGCCGCCACCGACAACUGCCGCUUGUAUGCCACCAAGCACCUGCGGGUGUUGCUGCGGGCCAACGUGGAGUUCUUCAGCAACUGGGGCAUGGAACUGCUGGUCACUCAGCUGCACGACCGCAACAAGGCCAUCAGCAUGGAGGCACUAGAUAUCCUGGAUGAGGCCUGUGAAGACAAGGCCAAUCUGCACGCACUUAUUCAGAUGAAACCAGCACUUACCCAUCUGGGAGACAAGGGUGUUUUACUGCUCUUACGGUUCCUGUCGAUCCCAAAGGGCUUCUCCUACCUCAACGAGAGGGGUUACGUCUCGAAGCAGCUGGAGAAGUGGCAGAAGGAGUACAAUUUGAAGUACGUGGACCUGAUUGAAGAACAGCUGAACGAAGCGCUCACUACCUACCGCAAGCCUGUGGACGGAGACAACUAUGUACGCCGCAGCAACCAAAGGCUACAGAGGCCAAAUGUUUAUCUACCUGUGCACCUGUAUGGACAACUUGUCCACGACAAGACAGGCUGCCACCUCUUGGAAGCCCAGAAUGUGGUGCCAGACUUGAGCUACACGGUGCGAUCCCCAGUGCUGGACAAAUGGGACGGGAUCAAGCAGUUGAAGGCUGCUCUCUGGGCGCUGGGCAACAUCGGCUCUUCCAACUGGGGCCUGAACCUGUUGCAAGAGGAGAACGUCAUCCCAGAUAUCGUAGCCCUUGCCCAGCACUGCGAAGUACUCUCCAUUCGAGGGACGUGUCUGUAUGUGCUGGGCCUCAUCUCCAAGACGCGUCAGGGCUGCGAGCUGCUGAAGGCUCAGGGGUGGGACGCGGUGCGCCACAGCAGGAGGCAGCGCUGGCCUGUGGUGCCCGACGAGGUGGAGCAGCAGCAGCAGCAGCAGCAGCAGCAGCACUACCAGCAGCAGAUACUAAUGCACCAGCAGCACCAUCUCCAUGGUCAUCCCCUCCUGCUGUCCUCGGUACCCAGCACUCUCAGCCUCAACUCUGAGUCGACCAGCUCGCGCCACAACAGUGAGAGCGACUCCACGCAGCCCAGCAUGUACAUCAUGGACGACGAGAAGCUGGAGGGCUCGGAGCUGGCGGAGGAGGCGCCCCUCUACAUGAGGCAGCAGCAGCAGCCGCCCUCCAAGCUCCUGAAGGAGCGCAGCCCCUUCACCCUCCUGGCCUCCAGCCGCUUCGUACGCAACCGCUUCCUCAUCUCCCUCUCGGGACGCAAGCACCACCGCAGCACCAGUGACCCCAAGGGCAGCAGUGGCGGCCUGGGCAAGACCCAGUCGGAGCCCAAGCUGGGCGGUCUCAGGAGGAAUCGCACCGUGACCGAACCCUUGGUGUUCUCUUCGGGCAACGGUGGUGGUGGUGGUGGUGGUGGUGACAUGGUGUUCAGCCCAGUCUUCUCUCCCUCGGAUGGGCACCUGCUGCAGCCGCAAAGCCCCACCUCGGCUGUCAGCCUGGAGACCUCUUUCGUGGGCCUCAAGAGUGAGGAGGAGGGCGAGGAGGACACGCGGGGCAGCACACCCAGCAUCGGGGAGCCGGAGACGCCACGCCUGCCCAAGUCCAUCAGCAGCGGCGGUGUGGGGGAUGGCAGCCGGGGGAUGGAGGUCAGCAUCAGCGGGGUAGGAGGAGGAGCACCUGUGAGGGAGCAGACCAGCCGUGAGAGGCUGACGGGAGGCGACGGACCCAGCGGAGGAGGUGGAGGUGGAGGAGGUCACUUCAAGAGCCGCAGCCAGAGCUUCAACACGGACACCACCACCAGCGGCAUCAGCUCCAUGAGCUCCAGCCCAUCACGCGAGACGGUGGGCGGAACGGAGUACCCUGGAAUGGGCGUCGUGAUCGGGAGUGGCACCUCAGCCACCACCAUGUCCUCUUCCUCGGCCGGCACGGCUGACACGGACUGCUCCAGCCUGGCCACGGUGGUGAGCGCCCAGACGCUGCAGUCCACGCUUCAGUCCUCCCUCGACCAGUCCGCCGGCGACACCGACACCGACGCCACCGUGCCCGACACAUACGACGGCGAUGACGGUGGUCCAGACGCUCACUCCAGCAACAGCCACCUGCCGCUGUCCAAGGCCGGCUCGGUGCUGCUGGCACCGCCGGGCUCCUCGCACACGCUGCCGCGCCGCGCCCAGUCGCUCAAGUCGCCCUCGGUGGCAACCAUCGCCAGCUUGACAGACUGCAGCAGCAGCAGUGGUGGUGGCGGUGGUGGUGGUGGUGUCGGAGGUAGUGGUGGUGGCGGCGGUGGUGGUAGUGGCGGCAGCUUCAUGUACACCAGCCAGCGCGACGCCCUGGGCUACGCCACGCUGAAGAGGCUGCAGCAGCAGCGCAUACACCCCUCGCUCUCGCACAGCGAGGCCCUGGGGUCGCCCGCCAAAGACAUCCUCUUCACCGAUGCCAUCACCAUGAAGACGGGCAGUCUGGAUUCUAGGCUGACGCAGCGCAGGUUCCUGAAGGCGCUGAGCUUUGCCUCCCUGGAUAAGGAGGAGUUGUUGAGCCCCAUCAGCCAGAGCUCUCUGCAGCGCUCCUCCUCCGUGCGCUCCAUGGUCUCCAGCGCCACCUACGGAAGCAACGACGACUACAUCGGCCUGGCACUGCCCGUAGACCUGGCCAACAUGUUCCAGAUCAAAGACACGCCAUAUUUUCAGAAGAGAACGAGCCCACCCUCUGAGGACCGAUCGGCCAAGUUUUUCGCAGGAGAAUCUGACGGCGGGGGCGAGGGCUCUCGGCACGGGGUGCUGCGUUCGCAGCUGAGCAUCACGGAGCUGAUGGCGGCGAGCCGGGCGGAGCAGCAGCUCCUGCUGGGGCUGGAGGAGACGGGCCUGACGGAGCACAGCCACGACAACUGCCUCUACUGCACCGCGCUGCGCACGCUGGGCUGUGGCAACGCCAGCGACGCCAGCUCCAGCUCCACCACUCCUAGCCGCCCAGACUACACAGACGUGCCGUAUUCCGAGUGGUGCACGACGCAGCCCGUGCACAACCAGCUGGAGGUGAUGCCCCAGUCCAAGUUGUCGGGCGUGUCCGGCUGCAGCGACGCCGUGUCUCAGGGCUCGGCCGGCAGCACCCGAAGCACGGAACUGGUGCUCGGCGUGAAGAGUAUCCCGGAGGAUGCGCCGGCCUGCCGGGUGCUGCUGAGGAAAGAGGUGCUGCGGCUGGUCAUCAACCUCAGCUCCUCCGUGGGCACCAAGGGCCACGAGACCGGCCUCCUGACGAUCAAGGAGAAGUUCCCGUACGCGUUCGACGACAUCUGCCUGUACUCAGAGGUGUCCUACCUGCUGGCUCACUGCAUGUUCAGACUGGCCGCGCGCCGCUUCAUCCAGGAGCUCUUCCAGGAUGUGCAGUUCACCCCGCUGUUUGAGGAAGCCGAGAGCAUUCUGAACAUGCCGCCGAAGUCGGGGAGUGAAGAAGCAUCUGCAGAAUCAUCAUGAAGCUCCCCCACGCCAUUCACCACACCAUACCGCACCACACUGCACCACACCCACGCCAUUCACCACACCAUACCGCACCACACUGCACCACACCCACGCCAUUCACCACACCAUACCGCACCACACUGCACCACACCACGCCAUCCCUCACACCACACCAUACCGCA